UUCAUAUCCAAAGUGGGCCCAUAUCUUUCUUGUGGGCACGUUUCUAGCUUUCCUUCGGUUUCCACCAACUUGGAGCCCAAGAAAGCAGAGCAUUUUCAAAUUGGGAGGAGAAGAAAAACUGAAAAUGGAAAGCACGGGGCUGCCCGUAAUGACGCCAAGUCAUUAACUUCAACUUCAGAGGAGAAGGCGAAGAUGGCGAGAAUAGGCGUACGGAAUUUGGCAUCGCUAGCAGGCCGGAGCUUGAGCUCGUUUCCCCGCCGGCCACUUAGUUUAUGUAGCUUCUCCACGAAGCAGUUGACGCCACCGCCGGCUUCCAAAGCCGGCAUCGUCUCUUCCAGCACGGCAGCUGGACUGGUCGAGGAUCUUCUGUUUGAUGAUGUAGUCUCUAGACCUUCUAAGUCUGAUACUGUUCCGACCCCGCUCCAACCUGGCGUGGUCGUGUAUGACGGCGUUUGUCAUCUCUGUCACAAAGGGGUGAAGUGGGUGAUUGAAGCAGACAAGGAUAGGAAGAUUAAGUUUUGUUGCCUUCAAUCAAAAGCUGCUGAACCAUACAUGAGUUUGUGUGGUGUUGAUAGAAAUGAUGUGCUUCGCCGAUUCUUGUUCAUUGAAGGCCCAGGUCUAUACUAUCAAGGCUCUACUGAUUUUUUCAAGUUCCAAACGGAGUCUGAAUGUUCUGAGUUGUAGUGCAGCUGCACUUAAGGUUUUGUAUCAUUUGCCAUGGCCAUACCCAGCACUAAGUGCAUUUAUGGUUAUCCCCACGCCUCUAAGGGAUGCUGUCUACGACUAUGUGGCAAAGAGACGCUAUGACUGGUUUGGGAAAGAUGAGGAUUGCUUAGUUCUUCAGGAGAAAGAGUUGCUGGACCGUUUUAUUGAUGCAGAAGAGUUGCUUAAACGUCACCGAUCUUCUUGAAUAAUUCUUGACUUCCAAGUUUGUGUAGGCUGCCUUUGUAUGCGUCCUUGAAUAAUAUUGUUAUCCUUGUUAUUCGGGUUCAUUGUAAUCUUUCAUAAUGGGAACACCACGGUCUUACAAUGUACAUGCAUGCGUUCUGUGUUAACAUAUAUACACUCUCGGAGUUAUUCCAUUAAAUAAAUAGUGAACUGAGUCACUGAAA
Molecule: messenger RNA, 1112 nt
Organism: Cuscuta europaea
Lineage: Eukaryota; Viridiplantae; Streptophyta; Magnoliopsida; Solanales; Convolvulaceae
Source: the annotation of a GenBank genome assembly